Messenger RNA from Mercurialis annua (annual mercury), 1227 nucleotides. RefSeq names its product probable F-actin-capping protein subunit beta. The record is from RefSeq and is a predicted model, not a curated record. Gene Ontology annotation, cellular component: cytoplasm; F-actin capping protein complex. The coding region runs from base 187 to 954 and encodes 255 amino acids. The transcript has 8 exons. Gene Ontology annotation, biological process: actin cytoskeleton organization; cell morphogenesis; barbed-end actin filament capping. Gene Ontology annotation, molecular function: actin filament binding. NCBI's taxonomy places the organism in Eukaryota, Viridiplantae, Streptophyta, Magnoliopsida, Malpighiales, Euphorbiaceae.
ACACUUUUCUAAUACACAAACAGUAACAGUGGUUCCCGCGAGGGAAACUCGGAUCAAACUUUCUUUUUUCAUUUUGAGAAUUUAAAUUUCGCUCACUGCUCAUACCAAACACCUGCUCACACAGGAUUCCAUUUCAUUUCCUAUUUAUCUUUUUCCAUUUGAACUGAAAAUAAAAUACAAAAGAAAAUGGAAGCAGCAAUGGGAUUAAUGAGAAGAAUCCAUCCCAAGCAAACGGAAACCGCUCUCUCCGCUCUGCUCAGCCUUCUCCCUCACCACUCCUCCGAUCUCCUUUCUCAAGUCGAUCAGCCUCUUCAGGUCUUGUGCGAUGUAGAUUCUGGAAAGGAGUUCAUAUUGUGUGAAUACAACAGAGAUGCUGACUCUUAUAGAUCACCUUGGUCAAAUAAAUAUCAUCCGCCACUACAAGAUGCACUUUAUCCAUCUACAGAGUUGAGGAAAUUGGAAAUUGAAGCAAAUGAAGUUUUUGCCAUCUAUCGUGACCAGUAUUAUGAAGGUGGCAUCUCAUCUGUUUACAUGUGGGAAGAUGAUAAUGAAGGUUUUGUGGGCUGCUUUUUGGUGAAGAAAGAUGGUUCAAAGACAGGGCAGGGCAGAAGGGGUUAUUUGCAGGAGGGUGCAUGGGAUUCCAUUCAUGUUAUUCAGGUGGGGCUAGAAGAUGAAGGAACAGCUCAUUAUUGUUUGACCAGUACUGUUAUGUUGUCUUUGACUACGAAUAAUGAAUCGUCUGGCACAUUUAAUCUUUCGGGCUCUAUUAGAAGACAGAUGAACAGGGACUUCUCAGUUGCAGAUGGUCAUCUUUGUAACAUGGGAGGGAUGAUAGAAGAAAUGGAGGGCAAGCUCAGGAACUCGCUAGAUCAGGUUUAUUUUGGCAAGACAAAAGAGAUGGUAUGCACUUUGCGACCUCCGGCAGAAGUUCUGAUGAGACUGCCAAGCGUCUGAUAGUACUGAUUAUGACAUUUGAAGAUAGAAAUUUGGAUAACAAUGUAAUUGCUGGAGGAUAUAUGGAGAUUUCCGAUGUUAUGUGGAACUUGUGAAGCGUGUCAUUUGGUAGUUAGUUAAGGUAGUUCCUUUUGCACUGGUGAGUAAGCCUUUUGUGUUUUGGUGUGCAAACUGUCACAUGUUUUCUCCUAUUGUUUUGCUGCAUUUCCGUUUGAAUGAUCAACUCAUUGUCCGUUUUGUGGGUUGAGAAUGAAAUUGCUCGGUUUUUUUUUU